Molecule: messenger RNA, 4147 nt
Organism: Solenopsis invicta (red fire ant)
Lineage: Eukaryota; Metazoa; Arthropoda; Insecta; Hymenoptera; Formicidae
Gene: Prp39
Product: pre-mRNA-processing factor 39
Exons: 13
Coding region: 16-3294 (1092 amino acids)
Biological process (GO): mRNA 5'-splice site recognition; RNA processing
Cellular component (GO): commitment complex; U2-type prespliceosome; U1 snRNP
Molecular function (GO): protein binding
Source: RefSeq, a predicted model, not a curated record
UUAAAUUAAACGGAAAUGAUGAAACCGGUUCUAAUUAAGUCUAAUUUUGCCGAUUUUGAUGGAACUGCGUUUUGCAAUUGGCGACCCUGUUUCGAUAUAUUGCGCCGCCAUUUUCCGUGUGAUAUUCUGCGUGGUUCUGUGCUUCGACAUUCCGGUGAUUACAGCGAGAGCACGAUGUCCUCAGCGAGCGGUGACGAGUCCGAGGUCGCGCUGGUCGAACCAGUGAGACGUACCAGGUCGGGUCGAGCUCGAAAGACAGCGGUGGUAGCUAAAAAAUCGCCCGUGAAAAAGCUCCUCGCCCGGGCGACGCGCUCCCCGAGAAAGAUUCAAGAGAUCGAGGAAGUUGAGGAAGAAACUGCAUCUACAUUGGAAGAAAACGUGAUGGAAAAUAUACCUGAAAAUGGAGUACAACGUUUAACAGAAGUUAUUGUGGACCAACGCAGUGAAGAAGACACUCCCAUGUUGCACUUGGAAUUGGAGGACGAGUCUGAAGAUGCUAAUAUACAUGAAAUGAGUAUGACUCAAAGUGAUGAAAUAGAGCAAGAUGUAGAAGACGUGCGGCAUUCCAAUAUAAGAUCAGAGGGCAUAAUUAUAGAAGACAGCAGCAUGGACAAGGUAGAGAUGCUGGCAGAACAUAGUGAAGACAUUGAGAUGGAAGGUCAAGAUGUCAGCAACGAUGACUCAAAUCAGCAGCGUGUGCUGAUAGAUUUUCAAGAUGUUAUCAAUGAAGAUGGCAGCACAAUGACACAAGAGAUUCUAGAAACGGAAGAGAUAGACGAGUCAGAGAACAUACCCACGCAUACUGGUACCACAAUCCAAAUUAUGGAAAUUGAUGAUUCGCAGCAAGAAAUAUCAGAGGAUGUGGACGCGGUGAUGGGUAAGGUUGAGGAACCAGACAUGGAGAUAUUACAGAGUGAUUCCCUGCCACGUAUAGAAAUCACUGAAGCUGAAACUGAAACAAUACAUGAAUAUAUAAAUGAAGAUGAAGCAAAGAAAAUCGAGCCUGAUACAGAGGCUGUAUCAGAGGAUGAGUUACCUACUGAAGCCACGGCCAAGGAACCAGAAACUGAAGCAGUUUCUGAUGAGGAACUGCCGGUUACUGCUCCAGCAGACUUAGGUGAAACCGAGUCUGUGUCCGAGGAUGAAUUACCACCGGACAGUGACAAGAAGAAAAAAAGUGGGGUGAAAUCAACAAACAAAACACCUGAAAAGAAGACUAAAGUGGAAAGUGGAACCAAACGUAAAUUGAACGCGGAAGGAGAAUACGAUCCCAGCUCUCCGACGUCUGAAAACAAUGAUGAGGCACCGGCAAAAAAGCUCGCCUUGUCGAGCGAAGCAGAAGCGGGAGAUAAGCAAGAAAUCAAGCCAGCAUCGCCGAAAAAGAAAACAUUGCCCGAAUUAGAAAAGUAUUGGAAAGCUGUUAAUGAAGAUCCAUCUGACUUCACAGGGUGGACAUAUCUCUUACAAUAUGUGGAUCAAGAAAAUGAUGCGGAGGCAGCGCGCGAGGCUUACACAAAAUUCUUGGAGCGUUAUCCAUAUUGCUACGGUUACUGGAGAAAGUUCGCCGAUUACGAGAAGAAGAAGGGCAACCCCGAAAAUGUCCAAACGGUGUUCGACCAAGGUCUGAAAGCUAUUUCGCUAAGUGUCGACCUCUGGCUCCAUUACAUCAACCACUGUAAAACCGUCUAUGAGAAAGAUGAAGAGAAGCUCCGGGAGCAGUACGAGCGAGCCAUACAAGCUUGCGGACUUGAAUUCAGAUCGGAUCGUCUUUGGGAGAGUUACAUAAAGUGGGAAUCAGAAGCAAAACGCUUGAGCAGAGUGACAGCACUGUACGAUCGUUUGCUAUCGACACCUACUCUUGGUUACACAUCCCACUUCGAAGCCUUCCAAGAAUUCGUGUCGUCUAACUUGCCGAAUCGUAUCCUAAGCGUGGACGAUUUUCUCGCGUUACGUGCAGAAGUAAAAGCCCUUCUCAAAUCAGACGAUGCCACCGCGACAUCAGCUGCCGAUGACGCACCACCCGGUGAAGAACCACCACCUCACGAGGUACCACCUACCGAUGAGGAGACCCGUGCCAUCCGUGAGAAGAUCAUUAGCAGCAGGCGUAAAAUGCACAAAGCGAACGUCAAUGCGGUGGCAGCAAGAUGGUCCUAUGAGGAAGGGAUAAAGAGACCAUAUUUCCAUGUAAAACCAUUGGAACGAUGCCAAUUGAAAAACUGGAAGGAGUACCUAGAUUUCGAGAUUGAACAAAAGGAUCAAAAUCGAAUAAUCAUCUUAUUUGAGAGAUGUCUAAUCGCUUGUGCACUUUAUGAUGAAUUUUGGAUGCGAUUUGUGCGCUAUUUGGAAUCGCUAAAGGGAGAUAACACAGAAAAGAUCCGAGAUGUAUAUUCGAGAGCUUGUAUGGUUCAUCAUCCAAAGAAACCAAACUUACAUUUGCAAUGGGCCAUCUUUGAAGAAGGGCAAGAUAAUUUCGAGAAAGCUGCUGCCAUAUUAGAAAAUAUCGAUAAUGUAUUACCAAAUAUGCUACAAGUGGCGUACCGACGAAUAAAUUUGGAACGCCGUCGUGGGGAUUUAGAGAAAGCGUGUACCUUAUAUGAGAAUUACAUUAGCAAUAGCAAAAACAGGACGAUCGCCAAUAAUAUUGCUGUGAAAUACGCGCGAUUCUUGUGUAAAGUCAAGGAUGACGUUGACAAAGCAAUUAAGGUGUUGAUGAAGGCCACAGAUAAAGAUAAAGACAAUCCUAGACUAUAUCUGCAAUUAAUAGAUUUGGCAAUGCAACGAACACCAGUCGACACUCAAGAAAUAGUAGGCUACAUGGAUCUGUUUAUAGAAAGAGAACACGCAGAUCUUGAGCAGAGAGUGCUUUUUGCGCAACGCAAAGUAGAAUUUCUAGAAGAUUUCAGCCCUGACAUCCGGCAAGUGUUGAAGGCUCACGAACAGUUCCAGAAAUGCAUUAAGCAAGCGAAAGAGAGGAAAAAGACGAAGGGCGACGAUAACAAAACCGAUUCUUCACCUCCGAAGAAGAAAGCUGAUCAAUCAAAUGUUCCACCUUCGCCGUCCGUGGGUUCACAAUCUUCAUAUCAAUAUAGCAGCGGUCCAAGCGGGCCUUAUCAGUCGCCCCAACAGUUCCAGGGUGGACAGUAUGGCGGUCAGAGUGGCUAUCAACAAGGUUACCAGCAGUAUCCACCUCCAUCGGAUCCCAAUUAUGCUAACUACCAAAAUUGGCAGUAUGGUCAAGGCGGACCACAAGCUUACGGACCUUAUAAUCAGUGGGGACAAUACAAUUAUUAUUAAUAUCGAUCAAGUAAUCGCCCCUAAGGAUUAUCAUACUGUUAAUUGUGUCCUGUACUGUACAUUCUCUAGUGUUUUAUUCGAAGUAUACCGAUUUCGAAGUUCGACAGACAGAAGAAUUAUUAAUUGUUUAAGUAUUUUGGUAUCCUGACAUGUGAGAGCUUAAUGCUGUGUUUCUCUCUCUCUUUCUCUCUAUGUAUAUCGAUAACUGAUACCUUGCAUGAAUACUGUAUGUGUUGAAUAACUGUAUACCGUUAACAGAACUUUACUCUUCACAUUACUCCUUUAUAUUGCUAUUUUGUAUAGUAACGAUCCGAGCAGGUCUUAUCAGUUGCCCCAAGAGUUCCAGAGCAUUAUUAAUGAUCGACUAAUAUAAUUGUUUUAUUCUUAUUUUAUAGAAUUUAAAUCAUUCUUAUAAUAUAUAUAUAAUAUUAAAAGCUCUGUAGCGCGCGCCUGUUUUGUUCUAGUAUAUAAAAAAAUGCUAGAUAUAAUAAUAUUCAGUUUUCACACUGAGAAAAUGAAUAAUUAAAAUUUCUGCUACUGGUGUACAGUUCUUCUAGAACUUUUGUGUGUUCACAUAACUUCAAAGCAUGGCGGCUUUAUAGUAUUACAUGUGAAGAUUUGAUGAAUUUCGCGAAUUGUGUCUAUGGCUCUUAAUAAAUUAUGGAUUCCGAAAUGACUGUUGCAUAAUAUUACAUUUAAGAAAUAUGCUGUUAUAACACACUGCAUCAUGUUGAAUAUGACAUAACGCAUUUCCAAUUCUCUAUAUAAAUUGAUAGCUACUUUUCUUGAAAAAUCAUAAUCGUAGCUUGUAAUUUUCUGUAAAUUCCUCAUUAAAUUUAUUUACUGUACCAAA